AUGGCCCUGAAGACGCAGCGCGGCUUCGGCAACGAGCACGAGACCGAGGCGCUGCGCGGCGCCCUGCCGGCGCGCAACAACCCGCAGCGCGCGCCGCUGGGCCUCUACGCGGAGCAGUACAGCGGCACGGCCUUCACGGCGCCGCGCGCGACGAACCGCAGGACGUGGGUCUACCGCAUCGCGCCGUCGGCCGCGCGCGGCGCCGCGGCCGCGGCGCCGCGCGAGGCGCCGCUGGAGGCGCCGCCGCGGCUCGAGGCGCCCGACGUCGCCGCGCACGAGCCCCUGCGCUGGGCGCCCCGCGGCGCUUCGACGAGCGGCGUCGACUGGGUCGACGGCCUCGAGGUCGUCUGCGGCGCGGGGUCGCCCGAGGGCAAGGACGGCGUGUCGGUCCAGAGCUACCGCUGCGACGCGGACAUGGUCGACAAAGCCUACGCGUCCGCCGACGGCCACCUCCUCAUCGUGCCCGAGCGCGGCGCGCUGCGCGUGACGACGGAGCUCGGCCGGCUGCGCUGCGCGCCGGGGAGCUGCCUCGUGGUGCCGCGGAACGUGCUCUUCUCCGUGGCGAUCGACGGCGAGUUCGCGCGCGGCUGGGUGCUGGAGACCUACGCCGGCGCGUUUACCUUACCGGAGCUCGGCCCCAUCGGCGCCAACGGCCUCGCCGAGGCGCGCGACUUCGAGGCGCCCGUCGCGUGGUACGAGGACCGGGAGUGCGCCUUCCAAAUCGUCACCAAGUUCCGCGGCGGCUUCCGCGCGUCCGCGGCGACGCACAGCGUCUUCGACGUCGUCGCCUGGCGCGGCACCUACGCGCCCGUCGUCUACGACCUCGAGCGCUUCGUGCCCGUCAACGCGGUCAAGUGCGACCACCCGGACCCGUCGAUCUUCACGGUGCUCACGGUGCCGUCGGCGACGCCGGGCGUGCCCGUGGCCGACUUCGUCGUCUUCCCCGAGCGCUACGCCUGCGCCGUCGACACGUUCCGGCCGCCCUACUUCCACAAGAACGUCAUGUCCGAGUUCAUGGGCCUCAUCCGCGGCGCGUACGACGGCAAGGGCGAGCGAUUCGGCCCCGGCUGCGCGAGCUUGCACGGCGCGGGCGUGCCCCACGGGCCCGACGCGGAGACGUUCGCCGCGGCGUCGACCUGCGACACGUCGCGGCCCGCCAUGCUCGCGGGCGGCCUGGCCUUCAUGUUCGAGACGAACGCGCUCCUCGGCGUCGCGCCGCGGUACGCGCGCGGCGGGCCCCGCGGCCUCGACGCGGCCUACGCGUCGGCCUGGGCGGCGCUGCCGCGCCGCUUCGCCGGGCCCAAGGUCGCGCCCGACAGCGCCUGA
This is a messenger RNA of Aureococcus anophagefferens, 1326 nucleotides long. RefSeq lists its product as hypothetical. The transcript has a single exon. Gene Ontology annotation, cellular component: cytoplasm. The record is from RefSeq and is a predicted model, not a curated record. Gene Ontology annotation, biological process: L-phenylalanine catabolic process. Lineage: Eukaryota; Pelagophyceae; Pelagomonadales; Pelagomonadaceae. Bases 1 to 1326 code for a protein of 441 amino acids. Gene Ontology annotation, molecular function: homogentisate 1,2-dioxygenase activity.